Messenger RNA from Vitis vinifera (wine grape), 1209 nucleotides. RefSeq lists its product as uncharacterized. Gene Ontology annotation, molecular function: nuclease activity. The transcript has 9 exons. The coding region runs from base 1 to 918 and encodes 305 amino acids. NCBI's taxonomy places the organism in Eukaryota, Viridiplantae, Streptophyta, Magnoliopsida, Vitales, Vitaceae. The record is from RefSeq and is a predicted model, not a curated record.
AUGGCAGUUGUUUUCCACGUACCACUGUGCGGAAUCCCAGCUGUCAACUUCACUAUAAAUCAAUCCAAAACCAUAAUUGGAGUCCCAAUCCAAUUUCCAGAAGCCCCACUAGAGGCCUAUGAUCAUUCAUCUCUUUCACUUUCAUAUGAUUGUGAAGAUGUUAGCAGUUAUUAUGCCCAAGUGGAGCAUUUGGAAGGUGAAGCGCUGAAGAAAAAAUUGAAUUCAAUCAUUUCAGAACAUCGAUCCUUGUCCUACAAAGAGGUAUGGAAUGCUCUCAAGAUUCUUGAUGCUGCUGAUGUAGAUAAUCCAGAAGCUUCGUUAGGAAUAGUUGAAAUUUACUCAUUAAGAGUUGUCUCAAAGGACUUGGCAGGAAAACCUGAAGGAUGGAAUAGGGAACACCUAUGGCCUCGGUCUUAUGGUUUAAUUGAUCAUCCCUCCUUGACUGAUUUACACAACAUUCGCCCUGCAGAUGUGAAUGUGAAUUCAUCUAGGGGAAACAAAUACUAUGGAGAAUGUGGUGUCAAGUCAAACAAGUGUUUGAAGCCAGCAAACAAGGAAGCGGCUUCUGACACAGAAACAGACAAGGAGAAAUGGACACCACCUCUGCAGGUUAGAGGGGAUAUUGCAAGGGCAUUAAUGUACAUGGCUGUGGGUUAUGGGUUUCAUCAACCAGGUGGUGGCCCUGGCCUUCGACUGUCUGAUUCUCCAAGCAUAAGAAACAGGGAGAUGGGACUGCUGUCUACGUUGUUGGAAUGGAAUGAAAUUGAUCCACCAUCAAGAGAAGAGAAGUUGAGAAAUGAGAGAAUAUGCAAGCUCUACCAGCACAACAGAAAUCCAUUCGUUGAUCAUCCAGAAUAUGCCAAUCUUAUAUGGAAGCAAGCUACUCCAAGCCAACGGAAUCGUUACAACCCUUCCUAAAGACAUGGAUCAAUGACAUUUCAGUACAACGGUCAAGGGAGAGAUCAAAAGGAGGGAUCUCAAUCCUGACUGUGAACCCAUUUAUUCAUCUUUAUCUAAACUUUGCUGUGAAUGGGUAUUGGAAAAUCAGAGAAGUUAAAAAAAUUGGAUGCUUAGAGCCCUCCAAGUGCUCUAUUGCACUUGUAACUAGCAAAUGAAGAAUCUAUAUCCAGCACUGAUUUUGUCCAUUGUAGAUAUAUUUAAAGGAUGACACCCAUAAUUAAUUUUAAUUUAAUGAUUAUGAAUUUAUUA